UGAAGCUGCUAGCGUUGUGCUAACCUCAGACACACAGCAGGGACACACAGGGCUGUAUUCUUCUCUUCUUCAGGAACUAACAUCAACCUGCAGCUGCUUUCUGACAACAACCGCAGAAGAACCACCUGCAUGUUUACAGCAAAGCAUGGCUGUGUUUGAGAACUGCUCUGUGCUUUUGGAGCUGAAAAAUUUGCUCUUCAAGGAGAAGAAGAAGCUGAAGUCAGCAAUAACAGAGAAUGGAGGCAACAUUUGCUUUGUGGUCAAUAAACAGUGCUCUCUGAUAGUGACCAGUGAUGUGUCCAAUCUGAGCAGCAACAGGCUGCGUAGCAUCCAGAAAUACCAAACGCCGGUGGUCGGAGUGGAUUAUGUGUACAGCUGUCUGGAAAGAGGAGUUCUUCUGCCUGUGGAUGAGUACACGCUGGAUACUUCCUCUCCCUUUGCUUUUUCACCUCCUCGUCCUCCCUCCUCACUGAGUACACACUCACAGCAAGUGUCCAAAGUACCACAAAGCAAAGCAGUUGAGCUGUCCAAAGGCCCAGCCAAGCCUGUGGACUCUGUCAGGCAGACUCAUGAGGCACACAGUCCGGUGAAGAGCGGAAACGUCCUGGAAAGGUUCAGGAUUUAUACUGGAACUGAUUCCAACCUUCCAACGUAUCCGGAUCAUUUUCAAGUGGCCAAGUAUUCAAUCUUUGAAAAGAUAAAAAGCAACACUUGGUGUGUGCUGGAGCUGCAGAGUUCCAAAGGGGACAAAGAAUGGCAGUACCGUGUGGUCCGGUACUGGAAGGACGAUGUGUUCGCCAAGACAGCGGCGGUGAGGGAUAUGCUGGUGUUUCCGUCCAACUCAGAGGAAGCUCUGGAGGUGUACAAGGCCCUUAGAGAAACCCUGCAGGCUUCCGGUCUGCAGCUGCGGAGCAACAUCCCUCCACGGGCCCAGGACCUGGGCUCUGCCCCCCUCCAGCAGCUGCUGCUCGAGGAGAAGCUGAACACAGGAAGCUUAUCACAGGAAGUAGGCGUAUUUGUGGAGAUGCUGUGGACUGAGGCCCUGGGUUGCCUCAGCAACAUCCUCAGAGUUCCAGUCGACAAGCUCAGCCUAAAUGAUGUGACCAGGGUGGAGGGCUUGUUGCUUCAGGCUCAGAGGAAGCUGAGGGAGUCAAAUCAUUCUGAGGUGAUGCUUCUCCUGGAUGAGGUUUACACCCUGCUGCCGCUCACACAGCCCCACUUACCUCCUUCUUCCAAGCUCAUCUCUGAGAAACUGGACCUCUGUCAGUUAAUCAGAGAUGUUCUAAACGUGAGUGAGAUGACCCUGAGAAGCCCGGCGCCGUCUUGUGUGGGGAAGUACCGCGCUCUGAGGUGCAGCAUUGAGACUGUUCCCCCCAGCAGCUCCGAGUUUCAGGCUGUGAAUGCUUUGCUGCAGAACAGCAAGGUGCAGAUCCAACAGGUCCUGCGUGUCAACAGAGGUGUGGAGCUUCAGACCUUUAAGAGUGAUCUCGGGAACGUUAAGCCCCUCCUCCAUUCCUCCUACCCCAGAAACUUUGUGGGAAUCCUGUCUCGUGGUCUACUGCUGCCCCGUGUUGGAGUGGAGCAUCAUGGGAUAGAGAGAACGGACGUUGGUAAUCUGGGCAGUGGAAUCUACUUCAGUGAUGCUGUUAGCACCAGUCUGAAGUACUCCAGGCCCAGUGCGACGGACGGCUCUCGGUUGCUGUUGGUGAGUGAUGUGGCGUUGGGACGGUGCAGGGACCUCCGCAAGAGAGACACUACUCUGACCCAGGCUCCUGAGGGACACCACAGUGUGCACGGGGUCCGCCGCACCCCUAACGCUCACUCUGAGUUUGAGGAUGAUGAGUAUGUGGUGUACAGCCCUGACCAGGUGAAACUGAAGUAUGUGGUUCAGUUCAGUAUCGAGGGAGACGAGCUGAAGGAGUUCAGCCCUGCCAUCACCACCUCAGCUGAGCCGUGUCUGCCCUCCUCUGACCAAGGGCUCGGUUCGGAGGACAACGGGGUUGAAAGUAUUAAAAACCCACUGGAGGAUGUGACGGCUGGUCUGUUGGACAGCUCGGGUCAGCAGCUCCCUCUGCAGGCCGUACACGUGAAGUGCAAACUGAUGGAUCUGCUCUCUCAGGUCAUCAUUUUCCAGAAAUACACCAAUCUGAGCUCUGUCCCCAUUGAGGCAAAGUAUGUCUUCCCGUUGGAUGAUUCUGCAGCAGUGUGUGGAUUUGAAGCUUUCAUCAAUGGGAAACAUGUGGUGGGACAGGUGAAGGAGAAAGAGAAGGCUCGCAAGGAGUACAAGCAGGCUAUUGAGAGAGGCCAUGGAGCCUACCUCAUGGACCAGGACGCCCCCGAUGUGUUCACCAUCAGCGUGGGCAAUCUGCCUCCCGGCGCCACUGUCCUCAUUAAAGUUACCUUUGUGUCUGAGCUGAUUGUCAGGGACGGGAGUAUUCUCUUCUCCCUGCCUGGGAGUGUGGCUCCGUGGCAGGAGAGUGCAGCGCUCAACCAGACCACACAAGUCACUGUGGAGAAGGUGUGUGUGACUGAGGAGGCAGAAAGCACAAGAGAGUUCACCCUGGAUAUGUCGAUUGAGAUGCCGUAUGAGAUCAGCAGCCUGAAGUGCACCACGCACAAAGUCAAGAUGAAGAGAACAGACUGUAAGGCAGUGGUGAGCGUGCUUCCAGGAAAGGUCAUGGGUCCAGAAGGUUUCCAGCUGUCAAUCACUCUGUCUGAUGUCCACCUGCCCAGGAUGUGGGUGGAGAAACACCCUGACAAGGACAGCCAGGCCUGCAUGUUGGUGUUCUAUCCAGACUUUGUCGCCAGCUCCAGUUCAGCAUCCGACGAAGUUGUCCUGUUGAUCGACACGUCUGAGUCCAUGAAGGGAGAGUCUCUGCGCAUGGCCCAGAGAAUCGCCCUACAGGUCCUAAAAACCCUCGACCUCAACCUCAGACUCAAUGUCAUUUUCUUUGGCACAGAUCACACAGAAGCUUUCCUGACAGCACAGCCGCUUGCUGAAGCUCAACAGGCAGCCGAGAGCUUCAUCAAGCGCAACCCUCCAGUAGGGGGCAGCACCGAGCUGUGGCGGCCACUGCGCGCUCUCAGCCUGCUGCCUCCGUCCCGCGGAGUCAGGAACCUGCUGCUGCUCUCGGACGGCCACAUCCAGAACACAGAGUUCACCUUGCAGCUGCUCAGAGACAACGCUCAGCACAGCCGCCUCUUCACCUGCGGCCUCAGCCCAACAGCCAAUCGGCACAUGCUGAGAGCCCUGGCUCAGGCAGGGGGUGGAGCCUAUGAAUUCUUCGACACAAAAACCAAACACAACUGGGUUGAGAAGGUGGCGUGUCAGGUGAAGCGUAUGGCGUCCCCUGGCUGCAGUUCAGUGUCAGUGAAGUGGCAGCAGUUCAACCCGACCGCCCCCCCUCCAGUGCAAGCCCCCAAGCAGCUCCAUGCUCUGUUCAAUGACUGUCACACCCUGGUUUACGGCUUUGUGCCACACUGCACUCAGGCCACCCUCCUUGGAAACCUGUGUGGCCAGGAGCUCAAAACCAUGGUGUCAACCAGUGAGCUGCAGAAGACCAGGGGCACAUUUCUUCACAAGCUCACAGCAAGGGCCCUCAUCAGGGAUUAUGAAGACGGAAGCCUGGACAACAGUGAAGCCGAACAUGAGGGGAAGAAAGCAGAGCUGAAGAACUUCAUCGUCGAGUUGAGCAAAGAGUUCUCCAUCCUGUCUCAGUUCACCAGCUUUGUGGCCAUCGAGGAAAGGGAUUCAGAAGAAACAGAGGGCUUCACUGACAUCCCCAAGCUGAUCGCAGAGGAAGAUGUGGACUUCCUUCCGUACGUCAGCUGGAUUUCUCCUCAAGAUAGUGAAGAGGAAUAUAUGGACUAUGAGGAAUAUAUAGACUGGGAUGCGACAAUGGUGGAUGGUUGUGGGAAUUGGUUGAGCGAAGAAGAAGAAUCAGACGACGAAUGUGAAGAAGGGGUAGAUGAGUGGAGUGACGCGGAUGACGAUCUUUCUGAGGAUUCUCAUUUUGGGAUGCCAGACAUGGGUUUUGUACAGGAUCAGGUUUGUGCCUUCACACACAAACCACAGCUGCAUAUUUGCUCUUUUGGAAGGACAACAAAUGCAUUUCUAGCUCAAGCUGCUCAUUUGAAUGCAUGGACAGCUGGAAAAAUAAACAAAUAAAUAACA
Dicentrarchus labrax (European seabass) is the source of this 4174-nucleotide messenger RNA. It is a transcript of the gene parp4, whose product is annotated as poly (ADP-ribose) polymerase family, member 4. Gene Ontology annotation, molecular function: NAD+ poly-ADP-ribosyltransferase activity. The record is from RefSeq and is a predicted model, not a curated record. The transcript is spliced from 30 exons. The coding region runs from base 146 to 4168 and encodes 1340 amino acids. Lineage: Eukaryota; Metazoa; Chordata; Actinopteri; Moronidae.